Molecule: messenger RNA, 5287 nt
Organism: Scleropages formosus (Asian bonytongue)
Lineage: Eukaryota; Metazoa; Chordata; Actinopteri; Osteoglossiformes; Osteoglossidae
Gene: ankrd28a
Product: ankyrin repeat domain 28a
Exons: 28
Coding region: 1087-4365 (1092 amino acids)
Molecular function (GO): protein binding
Source: RefSeq, a predicted model, not a curated record
UGGGAUGUCUUAAAGAAAAACUACACUACAAAGUGUCGUGGAUGAUAAACAAUGAAGAGGGCCAGGCUUUUUCAGAUUUGGAGGUGCAGGUUUUGGCUGGCAUAGAUCGUGUGAAGCGUGAGGAGAGAGCAGGGUGCCCUGCGUCUCUCGUUCGCCCACCGGGCCUCCUCGCCGGACCCCUCCCUCCACUCACGUCAGUCAACCCGUCUCUCUGCACACUCUCGGCAUUCACGCGGGAGUGUGGUACACGCUGUGGGAGCGACCGUCCUCCAUUUGUCUCUGUGCCUGAAAGCUGCUUAGAGGCUGGGGAUUUACUCCGCGCAUGGUUACAGGACCCUGUCUGCACAUUGAAACUACUCUGGAUCGGUGCAGGGCUCUUUAGAGGGCGCAGUGUGACCUGAAAACCGCUGCAGCGCUGAUGCCAGGUGACCUUGGGUCUGGUAUCCAUUUUAACCCAACGCUGACAAACACGGUGAACGUUUGCGACUGCUUCCGUUAGCACUCUCUCUCUCUCUCUCGCUCUCGCGCUCUCUCUCUCCCCGUCUCUCACUCGCUGUGUCCAGCACUUUCUCGAUUUCUCCAUCCUCUUGCUGUCUUUCCUGCCUGCUGGUGUCGUGUUUCUGUGCUACUUGGGGGCUGUCCUGUCACCCGCUGCGGUGGCAGUGUCUUUGAGGCAUUGUGUGAGUGCAUGCUUGUGUGUGGGGAUUCAGCCGAGUGCUGCAUGGUGUCUCUCUCUCUCAAACUGGAGGGAACACAGGAAGCGCAUUGUUGUAGUCAGCUCAAUCGCUGGGUCCGUUCCAAAGUGCUGGUUUCAGCAGCUCUUUCUGGAUGAAUGGAGGACAGCGCACUGGCUCUGAAUAUACUCUUGGCUAAUCAGCAGGCUGACGGUCCAUCCACGCGAGGUUCCAGCUAUCUAGCGCGGAUACACAGUCCGUUCAGCCGCAGGCUUGGAUCAUGCUGCUCUCUCUGCCACAUCUGUGACUGCCGUGCAGGGUUGUCUGCCCCCCUGCUGCAUCCCAGCGCAGGUCCCAGCAACCGUGGGCCCGUCUUGGCUCCUGGCCCCGGGAAGCGCUUGUAGGGGAGCCCAUGAGAGCGGAGCGGAUGAACCGCGUGUGCAUCGUGGUCUUAGAGGAGGUGGAAGAUGAGGAGCACUCCCUCUCAGGCUCCAAGGUUCCUCCAGACCACAUCCUUCCGCCACCCACUUUACAUACAGACCCCGGGGAUUCCAAGCCCUCCCUGCUGAAAGCUAUAUUUAACGUGGACCCAGAUGAAGUCCGCUCCCUUAUCUUCAAGAAAGAAGACGUAAAUGUACAGGAUAAUGAGAAGAGGACACCAUUACACGCUGCUGCCUAUCUUGGAGAUUCAGAAAUCAUAGAGCUUCUGAUUUUAUCAGGAGCGAGAGUAAAUGCCAAAGAUAACAAGUGGCUGACUCCUUUGCAUCGGGCAGUGGCAUCCUGCAGUGAGGAUGCCGUCCAGGUACUGCUGAAGCACUCGGCAGAUGUCAAUGCGCGGGACAAAAAUUGGCAGACGCCGCUGCACGUGGCUGCCGCCAAUAAGGCAGUGCGAUGCGCUGAGGCCCUGGUCCCAUUGCUCAGCAAUGUCAACGUAUCAGACCGUGCAGGCCGCACUGCCCUGCACCACGCAGCCUUCAGUGGCCACCUCGAGAUGGUGAAAUUGCUGCUGUCCAGAGGUGCUAACAUAAAUGCCUUUGACAAGAAGGACCGGCGUGCUAUCCACUGGGCUGCAUACAUGGGGCACAUGGAGGUGGUGAAGCUGCUGGUGUCCCAUGGAGCAGAGGUCACCUGCAAGGACAAGAAAGCAUACACCCCACUGCAUGCUGCUGCCUCUAGCGGCAUGAUCAGCGUUGUCAAGUACCUGCUGGACUUGGGAGUAGAUAUAAAUGAGCCCAACGCAUAUGGGAACACACCACUGCAUGUGGCCUGCUACAACGGGCAGGAUGUUGUGGUCAACGAGCUGAUUGAGUCCGGAGCCAACGUUAACCAGGUGAACGAGAAGGGCUUUGCACCGCUUCACUUCACAGCGGCAUCACGCCAUGGAGCGCUGUGCCUAGAGCUGCUGGUGGGCAACGGUGCUGAUGUCAAUAUCAAGAGUAAAGAUGGGAAGACUCCACUCCACAUGACUGCUAUCCAUGGCAGGUUUUCCAGGUCUCAGGCAGUCAUUCAGAGUGGUGCUGAGAUUGACUGUGAAGAUAAAAAUGGAAAUUCUCCUUUGCACAUAGCAGCUCGAUAUGGACAUGAGCUGCUGAUCAACACACUAAUCACCAAUGGGGCUGACACUGCCAAGCGCGGUAUCCACGGGAUGUUCCCCCUGCACCUGGCAGCACUUAGUGGCUUCUCAGACUGCUGCCGCAAGCUUUUAUCAUCUGACUUUGACAUCGACACACCUGAUGAUUUUGGGAGAACCUGUUUACACGCAGCUGCAGCGGGAGGGAACCUGGAGUGUUUGAAUUUGCUGCUCAAUACUGGGGCAGAUUUCAAUAGGAAAGAUAAAUUUGGAAGGACGCCUCUGCACUAUGCUGCGGCCAACUGCAACUACCAGUGCCUGUUUGCCUUGGUGGGUUCGGGGGCAAGCGUGAAUGACCUGGAUGAGCGGGGAUGUUCCCCGCUUCACUACGCAGCUGCCUCCGAUACAGAUGGAAAGUGCCUGGAGUAUUUAUUACGGAACGACGCAAACCCCGGCAUCCGGGACAAGCAGGGCUACAAUGCAGUGCACUACGCUUCAGCCUAUGGACACCGGCUGUGUCUGGAGCUGAUUGCAAGCGAAACUCCUCUAGAUGUGCUAAUGGAGACUUCAGGAGCAGACAUACUAAACGACUCUGACGGCCGUGCCCCCAUCAGCCCUCUGCACUUAGCAGCAUACCAUGGACACCACCAGGCCUUGGAGGUGCUGGUGCAGUCCCUCCUGGACCUGGAUGUGAGGAACAGCCAGGGUCGUACACCGCUGGACCUGGCUGCCUUCAAGGGCCAUGUGGAGUGUGUCGACGUCCUUAUCAACCAGGGCGCCUCGAUCCUGGUGAAGGACUACACACUGAAGAGGACGCCCAUCCAUGCUGCAGCAAUCAACGGUCACUCCGAGUGUUUGCGCUUACUGAUCGGGAACACAGAUCUGCAGACCGCAGUGGACAUCCAGGACGGAAACGGCCAGACCCCCCUGAUGCUGUCUGUGCUGAGCGGCCACACUGACUGUGUGUACUCCCUGCUCAACAAAGGCGCCAGCGUGGAGGCCAAAGACAAAUGGGGCAGGACGGCUUUGCACCGAGGGGCAGUUACCGGUCACGAGGAGUGUGUGGAGGCUCUGCUGCAGCACAGCGCCAGUUUUCUGGUGCGGGAUUGCAGGGGGCGCACUCCAAUGCACUUGGCAGCAUCCUGUGGGCACAUCGGCGUACUGGGAGCACUUAUGCAGGCUGCACAGUCCCUGGAGUCACUCCCAGUGAUCACAGACAACCGGGGCUACACGCCUCUCCACUGGGCCUGUUACAACGGCCAUGACACAUGUGUGGAGGUGCUGCUGGAGCAGGAGGUGUUCCACAAGAUGCAGGGAAACUCCUUCAGUCCGCUGCACUGUGCUGUGAUAAAUGACAAUGAAGGAGCAGCAGAGAUGCUGAUAGACACUCUUGGUCCUGCCAUUGUGAAUACCAGAGAUUCAAAAUCCAGGACCCCCCUGCAUGCGGCUGCCUUCACUGACCACGUGGAGUGCCUCCAGCUACUGUUGAGCCACAAUGCCCAAGUGAACGCCAUUGAUGCCUCGGGGAAAACGCCGCUCAUGAUGGCUGCUGAAAACGGCCAGACCAACGCCGUCGAAGUGUUGGUGAGCAGUGCCAAGGCAGACCUCACACUGCAGGAUGCCAACAAGAACACAGCCCUUCAUCUGGCCUGCAGCAAGGGACAUGAAACAAGUGCCUUGUUAAUACUGGAAAAGAUAACCGACCGGAACCUCAUCAACUCAACAAACGCAGCUUUACAGACGCCGCUACAUGUGGCCGCCCGCAAUGGUCUGACCGUGGUUGUCCAGGAGCUGUUGGGUAAAGGAGCCAGUGUGCUUGCAGUUGACGAGAACGGUUACACCCCUGCCUUGGCGUGUGCACCCAACAAAGAUGUGGCAGACUGUCUGGCCCUCAUCCUGGCCACCAUGAUGCCUGUGUCACCCAGCAGCACAACAAUCCCCAACUUGAGCUUCAACGCCACCAACCAUUACUGCAGCCCCUCCAAGGCAGUGACCCUGGAUAGCCUGCCCGUGCUGAGGAGCACACAUGGUUCCUACUGCAGCUUCAACAACGUUACCCGUGAGGACGGCUUCUACGCCCCCGACGACGAGCUCAACGACUCUGACUCGGAGACCUACUGAAGACCCACAUCGCCCCCUCCCCCACCCCAUCUUAAUCACUCGGGCCCGCCUGGGGGAGCCAAGCCCUUCAGCCAGGUGUGCCGAAGACUCAGGAGCCUUAAAGAGCGGGGUAGAUGGCAAGAGAUGCAGGGGCUGGCCCACACUUCUUCCCCCUUUCAGCUACGUGUGGUUUGUCUCCUCAUCGGCAGCAUCACAAGCCAUUUCAGCAUCCUCCCCUUAACUGUUUUUUCUCCCCUCCCUUUUUUCCUUUUUGAGUGAAAGAAAAGUUUUAAAGUUUAAUAAAAACGCCGACUACUUUCAAAUUGGGCUAUCACUGACUUCUCUCCGGCAAUAACCCAGCGUGUGGGAUAUGAGCACUUGAAGAAAAUGAGGCCAAAGGGACCAAGAGCUGCAGAGGCUUUUCAAGCCCAUUGUUAGUGUGAAUCGGAUUUCAAUUGGACUGACUUCAAACAAAUGGAUGAAAAAGAAAAAGGUGUCAGCCAACGUUAAUUUAUUGCAAUGAAUGGCAAAGUACUGAUGUCACUGUCACAGCAUAUUUGCAGAUUCAAGACGCACUUUCCUGCCUCAGUUUAAUUCUGUGGAGGGAAAAAAAGUUAUUUUUGGGACAAAAUUUUAAUAUGACGGGCUUUCCAUGCAUUUCUUACAUAUGAUUUUGAGACCAGCUAAUGUGGUGCCGUCAGGGUUUUUACACAAAAGUCCAGACUUUACAAACUCACUAUGUUUGUACUGCUCAUGCGAUCGCUGUUGGGGACCGAGAGGACACUCAACUCGUAGGUGCAGUGGCCGAAUGCAGAAAGCUGUCCCUCGCCAGUGCAUUGUUUCUGUAUGAAAUAAAUGAUUGUUUUUCUUUUACGUUCUCCAUUGCGAUAGCUGUACGUUACUUUCAUCUCUUCACGUGCCUUCUGGAGAUCAAAGGUAGAAG